Molecule: messenger RNA, 2627 nt
Organism: Heterocephalus glaber (naked mole-rat)
Lineage: Eukaryota; Metazoa; Chordata; Mammalia; Rodentia; Bathyergidae
Source: RefSeq, a predicted model, not a curated record
AUGUGCUUGGACCUCCCAAGCUCUCUGAUCCAGGCACACAGCAAGGAGGGCAGCGGCCAGCACGGCAGAGGGCCCCGAGGGAGUGGAGCACUGACGCUCCGGGUGCUGGUGGCGGCAGAUGGGGUGGAGCGGAAAGGCGGCCCUGAGGGCGCUGUGCCCAGGACGCGGCUCGCCCUCUCAGCUCACUUCCCUGCCUCUCCGGCCUCCCCCAAGCAGGGCCAGGCUGCCUCGUGUGGGCCUGCGGCCCUUCCUGCCUCGGCCGGUCCAGCGGGGAAGACACAGAGGGGGUGCGUCCCGCCCAGUGUAAACUGUGCCCCUGAAAGACUGACUGCAAAGGUUAAAAACAGAUGCCAUGCUGUGCUGGGGCCGGGCGAGGGUGCACAGGACGGACGACUGUGCCAGGUGGGAGAUGCCCGGCCCCUCGCCCACUGCUGGGCUCCACUCUGGCUCCACAGUCUGCAGCCCCAGCUCCGGAGCCCCGAGUGCCACCCCUGCAGUGCCCACAGGGAUGAGCUCGCCAGGCCCUGGGAGACUGUGGCAGGCAGGCCCCUGGCCCCUCCCACGCUGCACCUGACCCCUCCCUUCCACUGCGCAACCCCAGGCUUCCAGGUGCGACUCGAGGGCUCCAGCUCGCCAUGCCAGGGCCGGCUGCAGGUCUACACCCAGGACUCCUGGAGCUCGGUGUGCGCAGACAGCUGGGGCCUGGCCGGCAGCUCCCCGCCGGACCCCAGGCAGGCCUCCCAGCUCUGCCAGCGGCUGCGCUGUGGGGACAUCUGCAGACUUGGCAUCAUCCCUGCCUUCAAUGCACCCCAGCCCCGGCUCCGUGAGCUCACCUGCCAAGGACCCCCGGGGUCCUUCUCCAACUGCAGCAGCAGCCGCACACGGAGCUUGUGCCAGACACUGGGCCUGGUCUGCCUAGAGCCCCAGAGGACAACACUGCCACCCACGAGCCCCCCAGCCUCCACCACGCCGGAGCCCACAGCUCCGCCCAGGCUGCAGCUGGUGGCCCAGCCCGGGGGCCUGCAGUGCGCCGGUGCCGUCGAGUUCUACAGCGGCCGCUGGGGUGGCACUGUCGGCUACAAGGCCCGGGACGACAAGGCCAGGGGCCUGGGCACCCUCAUCUGCAGUGUCCUAGGGUGUGGCUCCUUCCUCAAGUGGCUGCCGGAGGCCGAGGCCCCGGAGCCUCAGUGGACAGUGCGGAACGCAAGCUGCCAGGCCCUGCCCCAGUGCUUCCAGAGGGCACCGCCUGGGGCGGCCAGCCCUGCCCUGGGCCUCGUCUGCUCCGGUUUCCAGCCUAAGGUGCAGAGCCGCCUGGUGGGGGGCGGCAGCGUGUGCCAGGGCACCGUGGAGGUGCGCCAGGGCGGCCCAGGGGUGGCGUGGGCAGCCCUGUGCCACAGUGCCGUGGCCCGGAGCUCGGCGCGGUGGGAUGAGGUGUGCCAGGAGCAGCAGUGCGGCAGGGCCGCCGCCGUCCACGUGCUGGACGCGGGCGAGGGGACAGGCGGGCUCCUGUGUCGGGAGGAGGAGCAGCUGUCCCGCUGCCACGCGCUGCAGGAGAAGAGGAGCCUGUGCCACGGGGUACACGUCAGCUGCCAGGACCCCAAGCCCCCAGGCCCAGCCGCAGGCACCGUGGGGAGCAUCGUCCUGGCCCUGCUGCUCUCGGCUGUGCUGCUGGCCGUGUGCGGCCCCCUGGCCUACAGGAAACUGCUGAAGAAAGUCCGCCAGAAGAAGCAGCGGCAGUGGAUCGGCCCAACGGGGAUGAGCCAGACCAUGUCUUUCCACCGCAACCCCACGGGCACCGUGCGGGCCCAGCCCGAGAACCGCCCCGAGUCACACGCGGACAACGAGUACAGCCAGCCGCCUCGGAACUCACGCCUGUCUGCCUACCCCGCUCUGGAAGGGGCCCUGCGGCUCUCGGCCGCCCAGCCGGACAACUCAUCUGACAGCGACUACGACCUGCACACUGCCCAGAGGCUGUGAGGGUGAGCCUGCCCCAUGUGGCUCCUCGCCUGGCCCUGCCUUCCCUGCGUGACAGGGCGGGCACCUUGCUCCUGCGGAGGGAAAGAGUAAGUGCCAGUGAUUUAGUGACAGACCCCACCGGACACCUCGAGGCAGAGCCACUGGUCCCAAAACCUUCCCGGAAAGCUACUGGGAAAGACCCCUUAGGGCGUGGGGUGCGCCUCAGGCUGGGGUCCACACCUAGCAGCCAGGGGUCCCGGCUCCCAUCCCCAGCGCAGCAUCAGAAGAAAAAGCAAAGAGAAAUGUGUAAGCGGCGGGAAGCACAGCCCGCAUGGCAGGAGACCCAAGCAGAGGCCACGUAACAGGCCCGCGGCGGCAACUGUGGGACAGGGUUCAGGCUGUGAGGGACAGGGUGGGGACAUGUCCUCUGCGGGAAGGUCAACAGCAGCAAGAGCAAAAGGAGCCAGGAUGCUGGAACACUCGGGAAGGGAGCCACAGGCAAGGGCGAGGCCCAGGGUCCAGGCCCCUUCUGCCCACAGCCCGCACGGUAGCUGGACAGGGAGCACCCAAGGCCACCGGAGCUGGCACUGAACCUCUCCCCCAUCGGUGGAAGAAAAACCUGACCUUCAUCUGUGGAAACACUUCUGAAAAGACAACUCAGAAAACAAGAU